Messenger RNA from Chlamydomonas reinhardtii, 6009 nucleotides. RefSeq lists its product as uncharacterized. The record is from RefSeq and is a predicted model, not a curated record. Bases 634 to 5016 code for a protein of 1460 amino acids. The transcript has 12 exons. Gene Ontology annotation, molecular function: DNA binding. Gene Ontology annotation, cellular component: nucleoplasm; transcription repressor complex. Gene Ontology annotation, biological process: DNA-templated transcription; regulation of cell cycle; regulation of transcription by RNA polymerase II. NCBI's taxonomy places the organism in Eukaryota, Viridiplantae, Chlorophyta, Chlorophyceae, Chlamydomonadales, Chlamydomonadaceae.
GUCAAAACAUUUGCAGUUGCACUGGUUGCGCAAAGCCCAGCUGGGUUGCACAGGAAGGCUGGCCCGAAAAACGGACGACAAGACCAGCGCUGUCUUUCACGAGCUGGCACGACCAGGCUGUGGGCGCAAAAUCCGCGUGCGCUUUUAUUGUUGCUGUUAUUAUGUGCUGGCGCGCCACAGAGCUUCCCUGAGCUGGUCGUCUAUCGUCAGGGUCUCAGGGACAGCCCAUCUGCGGCCGGAGCUUCGCAGCGCCUUGACCAACUUGCCGGCUCACAGCCAUGGAUGGGACACUUUGGUAUUAUGAAUAGCAUAGACCUGACUGCGAAUACUCGGUACCUGAGAGUUAUCACGGUCGCUGGGCCAGAGCUCCGUCGCGACCGCAGCUGGUGUCCAAGCUGGGCCCACUUGAAUCCUUUGAGCUCAUUCUAGUGACCCAAGCACAGUCCGGGCCGUGCCCCACUUAGCCUAAGGAGAAAGCUUCCAGUCCUCGCCAACAGCCAACGCGAGCCUUUGGCGCAGCGGCAACAGCAGCUGUCGCACGCAAGGAGUGCUAGACUAGUAGUCUGGCUCAUGGGGGCUCCUAGUGCGUGAGCCUCACCACUUGCGCAGCGUCGCUGACCGGGGCACGCAUCAAUGGCGUCCGUCCUUCCCGUCAAAUGGGAGGAUGAAGCCCUCAAGAGGUUUUAUCGUGCGUAUCAUAAGCACGGGGCCGGUAACUGGAGCAAGGUUGCCAAGGAGACGAAAAUGGCCGCCGCGGAUUGCGAGGCGCUUGCGAAGCAGCACAUCGCCUUCCUCAGCUUGGCGCAAAGCCAGGCGUUUGAAGCGGCCUUUGUGACGGUCGUGACCGACCAUUACAACACGGUCCUGGGGAAGACGGGCGCCGCCGCCACAGGCGGUGACGCAGCGGCGCCCGCGCCGGCGGCGGACGGGGCUGAGGGCGAGCGGGAGCGGGAAGAGGGCACUCCUGCCGCGGCCACGCGGAGCGGGAGCAAGGUGGCCAAGCGGGAAGAGCCGGAGCCUGAGGUGCAGCCGCUCAGCAGCCAGAAACCCCGCCGCACACCGAAGCCCACGGCCGCGGUGCUGGCGGCGGAGGAGGAGAAGGCCAUCCGGCGUGCUGCCGCGGCGUCCAGCCAGGCCGCCACACCCAAAAGUGCCAAGAAGACGGGCGCGAAGCCGCCGCCCUCGCCGCCCGCCGCCGACUGGGCUGCCGGCACGGGCUCCUCCUCGGCGCGCAAGCGCAGCCGCAAGCUGUUUGAGGACAAGGACGACGGCGCGGGCGCGGGGGCGGACCUGCCGCGGUACCGCUCGCCGGUGGUGGACCGGUGGCGAGGCCGGCACAACACGGAUGUGGACGAGGGCGUGGACGCGCUGCUGUCGCUGGCGUCGGGCGCGCACCCCUCCGCCGCGCCGCUGGACGAGGGCCACCGCGCGCCCGGCCUGGAGGCGGGCUCCACCGCCGAGCCCGACCUGGAAGGCCUGCACCACCACCCGCACGCCGACCUGCAUGAGCACCUCGCCGUGGCGGGGCUGGGCGGCGCGCAGGGCGGCACGCCGCGCCGCGGCGGCGGCGGCGGUGGUGGAGGCCGCACAGGGCGGAGCGGCGCGGGCCGCGCCACGCCCACCGCCACGCCCACGGGCACGCCGGUGAAGGGCGGCCGCGGCGCCGCCGCCGCCGCGGAGAUGCUGCCCGUGGCGGCGGCCGCGACGGGGCUGCGCAGCCCUCGCGCACGGGGCGGGGCGGGCGGCGUGGGCUCGCCGCUGGCGGGCGGCCGCGGCGGCGGCAGCCUGGUGCCGGGGUCGGCCAGCAAGCGGCACUUGAUGUCGCCAACACGGGGCGGCGGCGGCGGCAACGCGCUGGCGGCCAUGGGCAUUGCGCUGGGUGAAGCGGAAUUGCCAGAUGAGGACGCGCAGUCGCCGGAGGAGGAUGCCGGCGUGGGGUCGGACGACGGAGUGGGCGGCGGCGGCGCGUCUCAGGAGGCACACGGGAUGGUGUCGGCAUCGGGGCGGCCGGUGCGCAGGCGCAAGCCCACCGCAAUCGCGCUGGCAGCGGCGGCGGCAGCGGAGGAGGACGAGGGCUUUGGGCGCAGCGGCCGGGGCAGCGUGGUGGCGGCGGUGGCGGCCGCCGUGGCGGCGGCGGGCGCGACGCAUGCGGAGACGACUGCGGCGGGGCUGCUGGCGGCAACAGUGCCGAUGCCAGACGGCAUGGGGGUGCCGGUGUUUGGCGGCGAGGGCGGCAGCGGCGGCGGCGGCAGCGGCUCGGGCGGCGCCAUGAACGGCCACGACCUGCUCUCCACGGAGGCGCUGCUGGCCAAGGUGCCGCCGGUCCGCACCCGCGGCCCGGCGCGAGGCGGCGCCGGCAGCGCCGGGCCCGGCAGCCGCCGCGCCGCGGAGCGGGUGUCGCCGGCCCCCGCCUUUGCCGGCGGCGCGGAGGAUGGCGGGGCUGAGGUGACGGAGGGCGGCGACGGCGAAGGCACGGAGGAGGGCGUGGGCUCGCAGGAGCCGCUGGAGGGCGCGGGCGGUGCCGCGCGCCCGGCUCGGACGACCUCGGGUGCGGCGGCCGCGGCCGCGCAGCAGGCGGCACUCCAGGAACAGGCGGCGGCAGCGGCGCUGCAGCAACAGGCGCUGGCGGAGGCGCUGGCGGCGCAGCAGCCGCCGCCGCGGCCGGCAAAGCCGUUGCCUGUGCGCGCCCGGCGGCGCAAGUCACUGCCGGAGAAGGCGCCACCGUUCUGGGAGGCGGCCAACGUGCUGCCGCCACGCCAGCAAGGUACCGAGGUUGCUCCGGCACUCGCACCCGCAGCAGCCGACGCUGGCGCGGCGCCUGCAGACGACGUGGCGGCGGCCACAGGCCCCAGCUCCACCACCACCACCACCACCACCACCACCACCACCAUCAUCACCACCAGCGCCACCGCCCCCACCAGCGGUGGCGCUCCGGCUCUGGAGCUGGCUCUGCGCCACUGCCUGACCAACAGCCGCGCCCGGCGCUGGGCCAUGUACGAGUUCCACUACAGCGCCCUGGACCGGCCCUGGUUCAUGCGCAACGAGCUCAUGGAGUUCUGCCAGCACAUGCAGCUGCCCACCACGCGGCUGUCGCGGCUGGAGUGGAGCGUGCUGCGCGGCGCACUGGGCCGGCCGCGGCGGCUGUCGGCGGCCUUCCUGCGCGAGGAACGCCUGAGGCUGGAGGGGUACAGGUCUCACGCACGGCUCAAGUACGAGGAGGUGGGCAUGGGCCUGGAGCUGCCGGCGGAGCUGCCGCGGCAGCUGCGGGUGGGGCAGGAGGUCACGGCGCGCCACCCCACCAGCCGCCUGCUGCACGACGGAGUCAUCCUCACAGCCAAGCACAACAAGUACAAGGUGUCGUUCCUGCGCUCCGAGCUGGGUGCCGAUGUGGUCCGCGACACCGACGUCAUGCCGCUGGACCCGCACGACUGCCUGCCGCUGGCCACACACCCGCCCCACCCGCAACUGCUCAACGGCCGCCCGCACGACCCGCUGCGCGCCGCCGCCGCGCGCGCCGCCGCCGGCAUGGGCGGCGCCGGCGGGCUGCUGGGCGGCCUGCUGGGCGGGCUGGGCAGCCCCACCAUGGGCGGUGGAGGAGGCGGAGGAGGCAGUGCUAGGGCGAUGGCGGGCCAGGCGGCGGCGGGCUCGGCGCCGCUGGGGCGGCCGCUGGGCUCGUGGACGCCGGGACUGGACAACCAGCUGAUGCGCGAGCAGGAGGCGGCUAUGGUGACGGAGGUGCAGCAGGCGCUGGAGGUGAAGGAGGGGCUGGUGGCCCGGCUGGCGCAGCUGAACAACGAGGCGGCCAUGGGCAUGCACAGCGACGAGGCGGGCGGCCGCACCGAGCACUUCCAGCUGCAGUACACCAGCGUGGUGCUGCAGCUCAAGGAGACGAACGCGGUGCUGGAGGCGGCGCUGGCGCGGCUGCAGGCGCGGCAGCAGCAGGUGGCGGGGGCCAACAGCGCCGGCGCGGUGCUGGCGCUGCAGCAGCAACAGCAGCAGCAGCAACAGCAGCAGGCAGUGGCGGCGGGGCUGCGCUCCGCCGCCGCAGCGGCGGCGGUGGCGGCGGCGCAGCCGCCGCAGCAGGCGCCUGCAGCGCUGCUGCAGCAGCUGCCCGAGUCAGGAGCGGAUGGGUACAAGGCCGCUGGGCAGGCGCAGCAGCAGCAGCACGAGCAGGGUGUGCCAGUGGUGGUGCCGCCACCUCGCAGCAGCACGGGGGCGGGCGGCAACGGCGCGCCGGCGUCCACGCCCUCGGCGGCGGCCGCAGCAGCUGCUGCAGCGGGCGGCGGCGGGGGCGGGUCCGCGUUUGCGCUGCCGGCCCAGCUGGGGCCGCUGUCCAUGUUGCUGGCGGGCACGUUCAUGACGGCGGAGCAGGUGGUGGAGGCGGCCAUGGAGGAGGCGCGGGCAGUGGUGGAGUCCUGCCGCAGCAGCAGCGGCAGCAAGCCCGCCGCCGCCGCCGGAGGGGAACCGGCAGUAGCAGCAGCAGCCGGGAGCGUGGCGGGCACCGUCAUUGCCGGCAGUGGCACUGUGCCGCUGGUGCUGCCCCCAGGCGGGGCGCCGGUAUCAACCGAGGGCGCAGACCAGCAGCAGCAGCUGCAGUUGAAGCUGGAGGCCGGGGGCGGCGCGCCACCGCAGCAGCCCGACGGCAGCGGCUCCCUGCCGGCGCAAGAGUCGCAGCCGGCACCGGCGCAGCCGGCACCGACACCGCCAGGCGCCGAGCCGGGCGCUGACCUCAGCCCCUCGCAACCUCAACCACAGCCGCCGCCGCACCCGGGGGGCGUGGAUGCUGAGGCCUGGCUGCGCGACGUGAUCACGGGCUGUGUGGGCGUGUUGUUCACGGUGCAGCGCUGCACCAGUGGCACCGUGCCCGCAGGCACCGCCGCAGAGGCGCUGGACCAGGCGGCGGCGGCGCUGCGGCUGCACAGCGGCGGCGACGGCCACAACGAGGCGCUGCUGCGGCAGGUGGUGGCGAGCGUGCAGGGGCUCAAGGGGCACCUGGCGCGGGCCAUGACCAGCUGAGGUGGUGGGCGGUGACGGGGGUGAGGGUUUUGUGUGGUUGGGUGAGGAGGUUUUGUGGUUGGGUGAGGCGGCUUUGGCUGGGGUUGAGGUUGGGGUAGAGGUGGAGGUGGAGGUGAGGGGCUGUCGCGGCUUGGUGGCACUGAUGGUGGGGUGCUGCGGUGUGCGGGCACUGCAGCAGACCGUCUGGCUGCGGGGAGGGAGGCGGCGAGACGCUGCGGGUGCUGUGAAGCGGGGGGCGCAGCUGCCUUCGUGUAUCGUGGUGUGCGUCUUUGUGUACCAAAUGUGUACGUGUUGAUUGUUAUGGGGGUACAACAGACGCAUGGGGUGUGCCCUUGACAUUAGAGCGCUCGUAGCAGCUCGGGCCGAUGGAGGCACGCGCAGAAGGUAGGGGCUGGGCUGCACUGCAAUGCACACCCCAGACCUGACUCUGCCCGUGCGCGCAUAAUAAAACUGCAUAUGUGUUCGAGCACGCUGCAAGGCGUUAUGGAGAACCGGACCUGACUAGGACGUGUGCGGAUGUAGUGAUGUUUAGGUCACAUAACAACGACUUGCGCGUACCGGUAAUGGCGAGUGGUGACGAGGGCGCGCCUCGGUGGUCGGACACUUGGAACUGCACGGACCUGGAUGAUGCGAGUCACGCGAGUCGGCUUUGCUAGAUGGCGUGUGCGCGUGUGUGUAUGCGACUACGAUGUUGGUGAUGACAGCAUCGACAAGCAGAGCAGAUCAGUUUGCGUGCCGUGACCAGCAGAUAUGCAUUCCACAGCGCGUGUAUGUGCGUAACACGUUGGCAAAUGGCAAAGAGGAGAGGAGUCGCUGUGUGUGCGUGUUUGAGUACAGGGGGAGGCUGUCGGGUACGGGGAAAAGCCGUGCUGUGUACACAGCCGAAAGUGUAAGGCAAAGCCAAUUGCCCCGCAUUACAGGUACCGACCGUGCUAAGGAAGAUUGGGUGCAGCAAUUAGCAAGACUAAGAGCAUGCAACAUUUAUAGACAUUC